GUGUGUCUCUCUCUCUUUCUGUGUGAGUGUGUUCACAGCUUGCCUUGCCUGCAUGUCUAAAGAAUAUUCUUCCAUACAUUAUAGAGCCAGGGUGUGUUUGUAACUGUGUAUCCUGUGUUUUUAGGUGGAUGAAAAUGAUUCUAAUCAGGGAUACAACAAAGUUCUGGAGCAUGGCCCAUCUCCCAUGGAGGGGGAUCAGAUGGCUGAAGAGAGGCAUGGUGUGUCCAGGGUGGAGGUGUUGGAAGGUGGGGGGAGAGGGGCCCUGUUGGGUCCUGCUUGGCCCCAGGAGCUGGCCUGCUCCCUGUGCAAACGGCUGUUCAGCAGCCUGGAGCAGCUCAAGAGGCACGAGUACCGCCACACCCUGUCCCUCAUGGCCCUCUCCCUGGACUGGCCUGACCCACAAGGCCCCCAAGCCAACCACCACCACAACCAGACUCACGGAUUCUCUCAGGGCCCCAUUCCUUCCCAGUCUCUCUAUCGCCUCCCGGUGGGUGAGCCUUUCCCAGCACGGUACCUCUGCUCCCAGUGUCCAGCCACCUUCACGCUCAAGUCCAACGCAGACCGACAUGAGAAGACCAUCCACUUCAAGAGGAAGCUGAUGCAAUGCACCUACUGUCUGAAACACUUCAGAGACCGUACUGAUCUACACAGACACCUGUCUUCUGUACACUCCAGAGAAAGAGGGCACUCGUGCCCGGCCUGUGCCAAGGCGUUCAGCACCCAGAAGAACCUGGCCACACAUGUCAAGGUGUGCUGCCAGGUGGGGGUGGGGUCAUGGAGAAGGGUCGGUAUGGGGGUGGGGCAGGGUGGGGUUGCUGAGCAACUGUGGGGCUUGCAUCAUGAGAUGAAGGUAGACGCCCAUAGCAACCAUAAUAGUCAUCAUCACCAUGUGAAUGUGGUCGAUUGA
Molecule: messenger RNA, 907 nt
Organism: Oncorhynchus masou masou (cherry salmon)
Lineage: Eukaryota; Metazoa; Chordata; Actinopteri; Salmoniformes; Salmonidae
Product: histone-lysine N-methyltransferase PRDM16-like
Exons: 2
Coding region: 185-907 (240 amino acids)
Biological process (GO): regulation of transcription by RNA polymerase II
Cellular component (GO): nucleus
Molecular function (GO): DNA-binding transcription factor activity, RNA polymerase II-specific
Source: RefSeq, a predicted model, not a curated record